AAUGCGCAUGUGCAAAUCGUAUUUGUAAAAGCUGCGCCAGAGCUAGGUGGUGUUGUGAGAUUUGACUCUUUUUUUCGGGGUUUUGUUUUAUGAAUACCUUUCCAAAUGGAUUUAGACGGUGGUAACUACGAGCCAGGAUUUGUUGGGAUACGGUUUUGUCAAGAAUGUAAUAACAUGUUAUAUCCUAAAGAAGACAAGGAGAACCGCAUCCUGCUGUAUGCAUGCAGGAACUGUGACUACCAACAAGAGGCAGACAACAGCUGCAUUUAUGUUAACAAGAUUACUCAUGAGGUUGAUGAACUGACGCAAAUUAUUGCUGAUGUAGCCCAGGAUCCAACUCUACCUAGAACAGAGGACCACCCUUGUCCAAAAUGUGGUCACAAGGAGGCAGUGUUCUUCCAGUCUCACAGUAUGAAGGCUGAGGAUGCUAUGCGGCUGUACUACGUCUGCACGGCGCCUCAUUGUGGACAUCGAUGGACCGAAUAAAAUUUUCUGAUUAGGAUGUGAUCUCAAUCCUACCAUGUUAAUCAGAUCCUCUAAUAUGAAAACAGAAUGAAUUUUGUAAAAUACUAGCACUGCUACACGGUGGCUUGUGUCUUUAAAACUUUUGUGAAUACAACGUGUUUAUCAGUUGUCAUUUUUAGAGUUGUAUUGUUGGAUUAAAACAGUUUUUUUUAUG
Melanotaenia boesemani (Boeseman's rainbowfish) is the source of this 679-nucleotide messenger RNA. It is a transcript of the gene polr2i, whose product is annotated as RNA polymerase II subunit I. NCBI's taxonomy places the organism in Eukaryota, Metazoa, Chordata, Actinopteri, Atheriniformes, Melanotaeniidae. The record is from RefSeq and is a predicted model, not a curated record. Gene Ontology annotation, molecular function: DNA-directed RNA polymerase activity; nucleic acid binding; zinc ion binding. The coding region runs from base 106 to 486 and encodes 126 amino acids. The transcript has 6 exons. Gene Ontology annotation, cellular component: RNA polymerase II, core complex. Gene Ontology annotation, biological process: maintenance of transcriptional fidelity during transcription elongation by RNA polymerase II; transcription initiation at RNA polymerase II promoter; DNA-templated transcription.